UAGCGCUUGCCGCUGUGAUCGCUUUUUCGGUUUAACCGUUUUUCCUCACCCCCACUUUGUUGUCCGUUUCUUUGAUUUAUCCCGACUUGUUUGAGUCUGUCGUUUAUUUAAGUAUUUUGUCAAUAAAUUUAAUCAAAAUUUUCACUUUUCCAUGCUUUUCGAGCUAACACAGAGCAAGUUAUGUGAGUUAAACUUAAAACAAACGCAGUCAAAGGAAAAAAUAUACAUUGGUUUUUACGUAAUUUAAAUUUAUUUAUUUAAUUUUAAAAAAAUAAUCGAACGAAUAGUGAUUAAAUAAUAAUGACAGAACAGUUGAAAAAGUCAGAUAAUGCCAUUACACUCAAGGGCUCGUCCAAGAUCAUAUUGGAAUAUUUGAAUUUCGGCAUCAACAGUAUACUGUACCAGAGGGGCGUUUAUCCUUCUGAGAGUUUCGGCCAGGAAGAACAUUUCGGCCUGUCAAUGUUCAUAACAACCGAUGAGAAAAUACUUUCGUUCCUCGAUUCCGUGCUGAGCCAGAUUAAAGAGUGGCUCAUGCUCGGGAAGAUCCAGAUGAUAUCACUAGUGAUCACCAACAUUUCAAACAAAGAGGUGUUGGAAAGGUGGGAUUUCAAAUUACAAUGCGAAGAGGCGAUGAAAGGCAAAGAAGUCAUUAACGGGAAAGAGCCGGUGGGCAACAAGGACAUUAAAGUCAUACAGAAAGAAAUCAGGGACGUACUACGGCAAAUAUGCUCCACUGUCAGCUUUCUUCCUCUUCUCGAUUGCCUUUGUUCUUUUGAUAUAUUAAUACACACAUUGCCCGAUAUCGAUGUACCUGAUCAGUGGGGCGAAAUGGGGCCCUGCCUUAUUGCCAAUUCACAGGAGGUUAAGCUAAGGUCGUUUUCAACAUCGCUCUACAAAGUGGACACUGUCGUCAGCUACAAAGCCAAUGUAUAUUGAACUUAAAAUAUCGUUUUUCUAUCAUUUGCUUUUUCACAUAUCUCCUCUACACGUUAACAUCGAUAAAAUAUUAGUGUACCAUUUUAUUAUUGUUAAUUAUGUAAUUUUAUGCAGUGCACUACUUGAAUCUUCUUCCUUAUACCAGGAUUCAAGAAGUGUAUUUAUUUAAAAGUAAAAUUAUUGUUUUAACAUUUGUAACAAAGCUUUCGCAUUUCCUAUAUAAAAUAACUGUGACAAAAUGUUAUAAGUUGAUAAACUCUUAAUAAACAAAUUUUACAUUAUUAA
Messenger RNA from Cimex lectularius (bed bug), 1221 nucleotides. It is a transcript of the gene mad2, whose product is annotated as mitotic spindle assembly checkpoint protein MAD2A. The transcript has 4 exons. Lineage: Eukaryota; Metazoa; Arthropoda; Insecta; Hemiptera; Cimicidae. The record is from RefSeq and is a predicted model, not a curated record. Gene Ontology annotation, cellular component: kinetochore; cytoplasm; nucleoplasm. The coding region runs from base 301 to 936 and encodes 211 amino acids. Gene Ontology annotation, biological process: mitotic spindle assembly checkpoint signaling.